Mauremys reevesii (Reeves's turtle) is the source of this 3098-nucleotide messenger RNA. RefSeq names its product forkhead box N4 (gene FOXN4). NCBI's taxonomy places the organism in Eukaryota, Metazoa, Chordata, Testudines, Geoemydidae. The record is from RefSeq and is a predicted model, not a curated record. Gene Ontology annotation, biological process: regulation of transcription by RNA polymerase II. Gene Ontology annotation, molecular function: DNA-binding transcription factor activity, RNA polymerase II-specific; transcription cis-regulatory region binding. The coding region runs from base 1068 to 2609 and encodes 513 amino acids. The transcript is spliced from 10 exons.
GCGCGGGAGGAGGGGGCCGAACUCCUAGUGCAAUUGUCCCCUAGUCCCAGAGCGGGAGGGGAGGAGAAAGGGGGUUGGUGCAAACUAGUGCACUUGUCCUCCAACUCGGUGUGUGUGUGUGUGUGUGUGUGCGUGCAAACUCCUGCACUAGUGCACUUGUCCUUCAGCGCGGGGUGUGUGUGUAAACUGCACUAGUGCACUUGUCCCCCCAGCUCAGGAGCUACAGCCGGAGCCGGGUCCUAGGGCUGGGUGGUGAAAGCUCUUAGUGCAGUUUGUUGACCCCAAUCCCUUCCAAAGCAGCGGCACGGCUGGCAGAGCAGUAUCCAGCGGCUGCUGUUACCCCUAAUUCUCUCCCCACCGCACCUUCCUCCCCCAGUAAAGAAUCCGAGGCUGCAGUUGGUGGUGGGUGGAUAUGCAUCCUGGUGCAGCUGCUUCUGGAGUGGCGCACGCUAGUACUGUUCCCCAUUCACCCCCCCCAAAGGGGUGCUGAAGUGGCGCGCUGUUGCAUUUGCCCCUUCUCUCGCCCACCACCCCACUCAAAAGCAAGAGACGUUUUGUUUUAAAAAACAAUUUAAUGUUGGCUGCGUGUAAACCCGAGAUGCCUUCUUAGCACCCCCCCUCUUUUUUUCCAACUAGGGAUGCUAAUUUUAAUGCCCUAUUACACAUUUUGCAACAGGUUUUUUAAUUUUAAUUUUCUCCCUUCCCUCCCAACUCAGUCCUCGGGUGCAUCCGAAGGAAGUUUAAAUGCUAUAAAAGGUUAGAGAGCACAACCGCUGGCCACGAACAACUCCUGGAGGGGCUGGCAAUCCGGGGGUGAGAAUGGGAUGGGGACUCAGUGCUACUGGGGUUGAGAAAUGCUGCAGUCCCCUUGACCCUGCCCUGUGACUGACCCUGCAAAGCAACUCACUCGCCCUCUGCGCAUGCUCCGGGUUGGACAGCUCCUGAGAGGGAAAUUUAAAAACGGUUUGGAGACUGAAACUGCAGCCAAAUUACAAAGAGAGAGAUCCCUUUAGACCAGAGAAGUGCAGCAGCCGCAGAUCUCACUCCAGGUACCAUCCUGCAAGGAGAUGAUAGAAAGUGACAUUACAUCCAUGAUGUCAGGAAUCAUUAGAAAUUCAGGGCAAAAUCAUCACCCCUUGCCACAGGAAUACAGACUCUUGGCUUCUGCCCCCUCCCAGUUGAGUGAAGACCUUCCAAGCGACUUGCAGUCCUUGUCAUGGCUGACCUCUGUUGAUGUUCCUCGCUUACAACAGAUGGCUAGUGGAAGAAUGGACUUCAGCAUCAGCUCUCAGGAGUCAAUGCUGCAGCAGACAGGUCCUGUGCCAGGUAAUAUGCAUUCAACAGGUGCUCCAGGAGCAAUGAUUCAGGUGCAGGCCAGUCUGCCACAGGGAAUUCUGGGACUGAAUACGAUUACAUCGCAUGGAGCAAAUAUGAGCCAGUACACAGUCGGAGGGCAGCCAUCUCCUAGUUUACAGUCACAGCACCCGCUUUUCCCUGCUUCUCAUUCACAGCAAGUGUUUGCCAUCGCACAGAAUGCGCAACAGUGUAACCCAGCUGCAAUAUACAAUGCAUCCUAUGGACCCCAUCCUCAAUAUUCUCAGCCUCGCCUUGCCCCUCACACUGCUCAGGAAGUCCAUCCAAAACAUUAUCCCAAGCCAAUCUACUCCUACAGCUGCUUGAUUGCAAUGGCAUUAAAGAACAGUAAAACGGGCAGCCUCCCAGUGAGUGAGAUCUACGGCUUCAUGAAGGAGCACUUCCCCUACUUUAAGACAGCGCCCGAUGGUUGGAAGAACUCUGUGCGCCAUAACCUCUCCCUGAACAAGUGCUUUGAGAAAGUGGAGAAUAAAAUGAGUGGCACCUCACGCAAAGGCUGCCUGUGGGCCCUCAACCCUGCCAAGAUUGACAAGAUGGAAGAAGAGAUGCAGAAAUGGAAGAGGAAGGACUUGGCUGCUAUUCACAGGAGCAUGGCCAAUCCAGAGGAAUUAGACAAACUAAUCACCGACAGACCUGAGAACUGCAGGCGGCCUAGUAAAUCGGCAGAAUCCGAAGUGUCCACACUGACCCACAUGACCACAGCCCAAGGCCGAAUCUCCAUCUCCAAGCUGCAGCCCCAGCCCAUGACGCUCUCUCUGCAGUCCAUACCACUGCAUCACCAGAUCCAGACCCAGGCUCGCAUAGCCCCGGACUCACCGGCACCUGCCCAGACGCCUCCUCUCCAUACUCUGCCUGACAUGAGCCAGAGUCCCCUUCCUCACCACCCAAUGAGCCGCGCACCCGCAGACUUCCUGAAUGUGACGGCAGAUAUGAACACCGAAGUGGAUGCUCUUGAUCCAAGCAUCAUGGAUUUCGCACUACAAGGAAAUAUAUGGGAAGAAAUGAAAGAUGACAGCUUCAAUCUAGAUACCUUAGGUGCCUUCAGCAACUCCCCUCUCCAGCUCUCAGACUGUGACCUGGGCACGGCUGGCCUCACCCCCGUCUCGAGUGGUAGUGAUUAUUCCUUCUCAGACUUACAGGUCACAGGCCUCUACACUACUUACGCCACACUGGAUAAUGUAGCCUCAUCACAGUACAUGAAUGGUCAAGGCAACAAGCCCAUUGCUCUGCUUUAAGAUUCACACAUGCGAGGACCUAAGUAACUUGUUACAGGCCUAUUCCCUUUGAGGCCUUAGGAUAGGAUCUGAAAGCUGGAAAGCAGCUCCUUCUGCAGACCCCUGCAUCAUGCAAGGUAUUUACCAGAACUCUCAGUGUGAUGCCAAAAUGUAUCAAGCCAGUAUUAGCAUGGGGUUUGUAAACACACCUCCCUCGUCAUCUUCACUGAGAUCAAAAAGGAUUUUGGCUGUUGUGAUACAAGAACGGGGAGCUGACAAAACGGAGCGUGGAAUGCAUCAGUUAGGAAAAACUUUACUAGAACAAUUCACGCACUAGUCAUAUUAUGUUUAAACGUAAUCCAAUCCUCAGAACUAAUGUCACGUGCAGGACUGGCAUGCAGAUUCCAUUUGACCACAACAUACACAGGAGCCAAUGCACCAGCUCACUGCUCCAGCGGGCCGAGUCAGAGAUUCCGAGAACCACCUGACCUUAUAUAUUUGUUUUUUUUG